UUCUUCAACUUCUCUCUCUCUCUCUCUCUCUGUCUCUCUCGGUGGCUCAUGGCACAGUCAGUUUUGAGGAGGACACUGGAUGAUCAAAAGGGCUCCUUGUUCCUUUCAGAGCAUUGUCUCUCCAUAAAUAGCUCCUUAGAACUGCAGUGUUCCCUGUAUGGAAAUCUAACAGUGAAAUCCCCUGCUUUGUAACUAAUAGAUUGUUGGAAUAGAACUGCUGGGCAGAAGCUGGCAUUGCGUUCUCAGACGUCAUUGCAUUCUUUAUAGCCUGGAAAAGUUCAGCCAGAAGCUUCCUUGCCUGCAUCUGCCUCGAAGCAGAGAUAACCUCUCACAAGAUCAAGGACAUGGCCUUCAGCCUCCCUUUCCAUGUUUCCUAUAAGCUCCGAUUGCUGUUGCUUUUCACCUUGUGCCUGACAGUGGUGGGGUGGGCCACUAGUAACUACUUUGUGGGUACUGUUCCAGAGAUUCCCAAAGCGAGGGAUUUCAUAACAAAUUUCAAUAAGGCCAUUGCUUUGGGAAAGGAGGACGGUGGUACCAGCCAAGAAUCCUUGAGAAAGGCCGAACUUGACAGCUGUCCUUCUGUGUCCCCAAAGCUCCGAGGUCAGAGCAAGCUCAUCUUCAAACCAGACCUCACGCUGGAGGAGGUCCAAGCAAAAAACCCCCAGGUGCACAGAGGCCGCUACCAUCCCGAGGAAUGCAAGGCUUUGCAGAAGGUCGCCAUUCUCAUUCCGCACAGGAACAGGGAGAAACAUCUGAUGUACCUGCUGGAACACCUCCACCCCUUCCUGCGGAGACAGCAGCUGGCCUAUGGCAUCUACAUCAUCCACCAGGCUGGAACGAAAAAGUUUAAUCGAGCCAAACUCCUGAAUGUGGGCUAUUUGGAGGCUCUCAAGGAAGAGAACUGGGACUGCUUUAUAUUCCAUGAUGUGGACCUGGUGCCCGAAAAUGACUUGAACCUUUACACAUGCGAGGAUCAGCCCAAGCACCUGGUGGUUGGCAGGAACAGCACUGGGUACAGGUUACGUUACAGUGGGUAUUUCGGGGGUGUUACCGCCCUCAGCAGAGAGCAGUUCUUCAAGGUGAAUGGAUUCUCUAACAACUACUGGGGAUGGGGAGGUGAAGAUGACGACCUCAGACUCAGGGUUGAACUCCAGAAAAUGAAAAUAUCUCGGCCCAAGCCAGAAGUGGGUAAAUAUACAAUGAUCUUCCAUACCAGAGACCAAGGCAAUGAGGUGAAUGUGGAGAGGAUGAAGCUCUUACAUCAGGUGUCACGAGUCUGGAGAAGAGAUGGCUUGACCAGUUGUUCUUACAAAUUACUGUCUGUGGAGCACAACCCUCUCUAUAUUAACAUUACUGUGGAUUUCUGGGUCAGUGCCUGACCCCUCGAUCUUUUCUGAUGUCUAGAAGAACUGGUUAUUUGAUUGCAAUAGUUUUGGUCUGGAGGAUUUCCUGAGUGGCACACAUUCAGAACUUGUUGCAGCUUACUUAUGGACCUGAAUUUUUUUCCUUUAUGUGUUUUCUCAGGAGAACUCCUGGCACUAUGGAAUGUAGAACCAUUGCAACAAGACAGCUUUUUUAAAAAAAUGUUUUAGUUGUUGUGAUCAAGGGUUAACUAUUAUAGUACUGGUACUUGAAGGACUAACUACUUUGUGCCUGAAAGAGAUGGCCCAAAGGCAUGAAGGUGAUGUGAGAACUCUGGUUGAAAUAGACUUUUGGGAUAAAAGGCCAAGGGAAAUAAGAUGGCUGGAUGUCUCAGAAAACCAGAAUUGUUCUUGUCUAUUAUCAUAAGGUACGAAGAUGUGUAUAUGUUACUUAUUUUAUGCUGUGUGGUUAUCCAUGAAGCGGUGGGUUUUGGGUAAGAAGGAGGCCACAGAAGAGGAGUAGAAGGAAAUGUAGAGGACAUGGGAAUGGAGAGGUGGCUGAGGGACUAUGGCUACCGGUCCCUCACAGUGGACACCACCUGCCCAGAUUUGCCUGCCAGUCAUAUCCCAGCACAGGACACCUUAUCUACUAGUUUUUAAGACAUUUUUAUAAAAUGACAUUUGUACAUGUUGUAUUUGAAUUGCCGUUUUACAAAUUAUAUACCAACUAAAAACAUAUCUACAGAGUACCUUCCUAGUAAAAUGUGAAAACGAUUUGGGAGCUCA
Messenger RNA from Dipodomys spectabilis (banner-tailed kangaroo rat), 2147 nucleotides. RefSeq names its product beta-1,4-galactosyltransferase 4 (gene B4galt4). Gene Ontology annotation, biological process: carbohydrate metabolic process. Lineage: Eukaryota; Metazoa; Chordata; Mammalia; Rodentia; Heteromyidae. Bases 345 to 1379 code for a protein of 344 amino acids. Gene Ontology annotation, molecular function: glycosyltransferase activity. The transcript has 8 exons. The record is from RefSeq and is a predicted model, not a curated record.